Molecule: messenger RNA, 1536 nt
Organism: Aspergillus sclerotioniger CBS 115572
Lineage: Eukaryota; Fungi; Ascomycota; Eurotiomycetes; Eurotiales; Aspergillaceae
Product: putative MFS efflux transporter
Exons: 3
Coding region: 1-1368 (455 amino acids)
Biological process (GO): transmembrane transport
Molecular function (GO): transmembrane transporter activity
Source: RefSeq, a predicted model, not a curated record
AUGGCAGAGAAUCAACGUCCAGUCAGCGAAACCACUCCCCUUCUGGGUGAUUCAGGGCCAUACUCGGCUUUUACUACAGCCCAGAAACGCCUCAUCAUAUUGGCAGCUGCUCUGGCGUCUAGCUUCUCGCCUUUAUCGGCCAACAUUUACUAUCCGGCUUUGAACUCGAUUGCAGCUGACCUCGGAGUAAGCAGCUCGCAGAUCAACCUGACCAUCACCACGUACAUGCUAUGUCAAGGAAUCGCCCCGACCUUUAUGGGGUCAUUUGCCGACCAAGCCGGCCGUCGUCCUGCUUACAUUCUGUGCUUUGGGAUCUACAUUGUCGGGAAUAUCGCAUUGGCUCUGCAACACAGUUACCCGGCCUUGUUGAUCUUACGUGCCAUGCAGAGCUGUGGCAGCAGCGGCACUGUGGCACUGGCCUCGGCCGUUGCAGCCGACGUGAUCACGUCUGCCGAGCGCGGCACGUACAUGGCCAUCACCUCGCUGGGGAUUAUCCUGGCUCCGUCCGUGGGUCCCCUGCUUGGGGGGAUGCUGAGCCAGUACCUCGGCUGGCAGGCCAUCUUCUGGUUCUUGGCUGUUGCCUCUAGUAUCUUCUUCUUGCCACUGUUGCUCUUCUUUCCGGAGACGUGUCGGAAUAUCGUGGGUGAUGGAUCCAUCGUGCCGCAUGGAUGGAACCGGUCCGUCCUGGUUUGGUACCGACAGCGGCACUCACCUGAGACUCUCACGCCGCCAGUGAAGGAGAGAAUUGCCCUACCUAACCCCCUAGCCACCCUGCGUCUGCUACUCCACCGUCCCACUGGUCUCGUCCUCUUGUCCAAUGGACUGCUCUUCGCCGGCUACUAUGCCGUCACGGCCGGAAUUCCCUCACAGUUCAAGGAAAUCUACCAGAUGAACGACCUCGCCAUCGGCAUGGUGUUUAUUCCAGCUGGCAUUGGCUCACUACUGAGCACGACCUUUAACGGGAUGAUUCUUGACUGGAACUAUCGUCGUUUACAGCAGAAGUUUGGACACCCGGUGCAAAAGACUGGUCAAAACCACGGGUCGUUCCCUAUCGAACAAGCCCGACUCCAGAUCUGUCUCCCGCUAAUAAUCAUCUCCGCCAUAGCCAUCCUCAGCUACGCCCUUCUAAUGAGCCUAGCGACCCAGCCCCCUCUCUGGCAAGCACUGGCCCUCAUCUUCACCAUCAGCUUCGCCAUCACGGCGGCAUACAACAUCAUGAACAUUCUGAUCGUGGACCUGUACUACGCUACACCUGCGACGGCGAUGGCGGCGAAUAACCUGGUCCGGUGCUUUCUGGGGGCAGGGGCCACGGGGGUGGUGCAUCCGGCGAUAGUCCGGUGGGGAAUAGACGAACAUAUGGAUGGGUGAGUGGGGUGGUGGGGAGUUGUUUGUUUAUUGUUGGUGGUGUAUAUGAGGGGAAUGGAAUGGAGGGUGCUGCAGCAGAGGGCGCAGAGAUGUGAAGAUGAUAUCGAGGGAGAGAAUAGGGGGGGCAGAGGUGUGAAGAUGGUGAUAUCGAGGUCCCAGUGGGUAGUCUAG